This is a messenger RNA of Daucus carota subsp. sativus, 1012 nucleotides long. RefSeq lists its product as uncharacterized. The transcript is spliced from 7 exons. Gene Ontology annotation, biological process: protein import into nucleus. The record is from RefSeq and is a predicted model, not a curated record. The coding region runs from base 141 to 746 and encodes 201 amino acids. Lineage: Eukaryota; Viridiplantae; Streptophyta; Magnoliopsida; Apiales; Apiaceae. Gene Ontology annotation, cellular component: nucleus. Gene Ontology annotation, molecular function: guanyl-nucleotide exchange factor activity; small GTPase binding.
ACGAAGUAAUUAGUCGAAGAAAAUUAGUUUGUCAGUAGCUUUGAACAAACGCAUAUUGUGCUUCUCAAGUAAGCAAUGGUUGCUCUGAUGGAUACAUAUACAUGUAAAUUGCUAGUUUUGGUUUUAAGUUUGCAGUGAAAAUGGCAGAACAAUCAUCAAACCGGAGUUUGUUUGGUGGCGCUGUUGUCUGUAAUUUCCCUCCCCGUUUUCAGGAUGUGAGUGAUGUUCGUGAAGUUCCUGAUCAUCAGGAGGCAUUUGCGGACCCUGAAAGAGAUGAAAGUUUGAUAUUUGAGCUGUUGGAUUUGAAACAAGAUGUUCCCGACAAUGGAAGUGCUACCUGGUUCUUUCAAGACCUUGCCUCUGAACAGGACUCUGGCGGAAACAUGAUAAUUGAGCAAUCAGGAGUAUUUGAGGCCGAGUGGUUGCGUUUUAGAAACAUGCCUGCAGUCAUGACUACUGCCAUUGGACAAAUGGCCAUCUCUAAGGGCCGCCAGGGAAGGGAAGCUCAAAAUGUUGUAAAGGUGUACCUUGCAAAUUUGCGCCUAAAGGAAGUCGGCACAGAUGUACUUAUCACUGCCUAUGAGCCCCUUUUGAUAAACCAUCUUAGUGAGAGUGCCAACGCAGUUGGAGCUGGCUUGGCUGUACCUGCAGCACAAUCUGGAUUUAUGCCAAUGGAUGAUGUUUUUAAAUCGGCAGUCUCGAGCUUCAGAGUCCUUGACUGGAGUCUUUUUGGUAGUCCUGCUUAAGAAUCUAUAAGAAGGCUGGUAGAGCACCUUGAUGAUGAUUCACUAGAUUUUAUCAGUAUUAAGUUUUUCUUUAGUUUACUUCUAGGGAAUAUAGUCUGGUUGGAAAAUUGUUUUGGCAUACUGUUGAGUUUUUAGUUUCCUGACAAACUGCCCGUUCUGCAGCUUGCUUAUUGGUGUAACUUUCUGAAAAGCCAUAGUAUGUUGUUUGGUUAAGGGAACUGGGUUUUUAUUAAAAAAGUGCUGGAUAUAGUGGAUUCCUUUGCUAA